Messenger RNA from Candida tropicalis MYA-3404, 996 nucleotides. It is a transcript of the gene PRN2, whose product is annotated as Prn2p. Lineage: Eukaryota; Fungi; Ascomycota; Pichiomycetes; Serinales; Debaryomycetaceae. The record is from RefSeq and is a predicted model, not a curated record. Bases 1 to 996 code for a protein of 331 amino acids. The transcript has a single exon.
AUGUCACUUAGAGGUAUAGCCAAGAUAGUAAACUCUCGACUGAAAGUCGAAGGAACGGGGGCAAAAGUUCAUAGAUCAUUAGGCAUAUAUCAACAACGAAAGUUCAAUCCAUUUUUAUUAUUUGAUCAUUUUUCAAGCUCUGGAAAUUCAGGGUUCCCAGCCCAUCCCCACAAAGGUCAUGAAACCAUCACAUAUGUUUUGCAAGGAGCAAUUGCCCAUGAAGAUUUUACUGGAGCUAAGGGAAUAUUAUACCAAGGAGACUUACAGUUUAUGACUGCUGGUAAAGGGAUUAUGCAUUCUGAAAUGCCCAUAACCACCAAAGAUGGACUCCCGACUACUGCUUUGCAAUUAUGGGUUGAUUUACCUAAAGAUAAACGUGAUAUGAAACCACGUUAUAGAGAUUUGAGGGAAUGGGAAGUUCCUAAUGUAACUGCUGAUAAAGGAAAAGUAUCCGUGAAUGUUAUAUCUGGGAAAAGUUAUGGUGUCGAAUCGAUAAAAGAAUUAGCAUACAUACCAAUUGACUAUUUUCAUUUUAAAGUAAAAUCAGGUGGUCAGUUUAAACAAGAUUUGAAGCCAGAUUUUAAUUAUUUCUUGUAUGUAAUCAGGGGAAAUACACUUGAGUUAAACGGUGAUACUAAAAUUGAACAAUUCCAGAAUGCUUAUUUUGAAGAAUCCGGUGAUUACAUAACUGGAAGAAACAAUAGUGAAACCAAUGAAGAAGUCGAGUUUGCAUUAAUUGGGGGAAAGAGGCUUGAUCAAGAGGCAUAUGUGUUUGGUACAUUCGUUGCUGAUUCUGAUGAAAAUGUCAAACAAGGAUUAUUGGAUUACAAAAACACAACCAACGGGUUUGAACGAGUGAAGACCUGGAAAUCAGUAAUCAGUGGAGGGAUUACACAAGAAAUUAUUGAUGGUCCUCUACAAGGAAGUUUGCAAGCUCGUGACGCCCAGAAGAAACAAUACUUGAAAUCUUUGGAAAAAGAAACUAUACCUGUAUAA